CUACAGCAGACACUGACGGUGCUCUUUCUAUAUACGAGAGGCUGUUUAGUAAACUUAAUAAUAUUCAGUUAUUUUUUCCAUGACUGUAGUGCUGUGUAUCUAUUAACUCUACAAGUUUAGACACCUUCCAAAAAACAUCAUGAGAGUACUACGCCGAGGAGAAUUGUUUUUGUGGUUGGUGUUGUGUGGUGUUGAGUGGUCUAUACAAUCCAUUAAUAGCCUCUCCUUAAAGCCCGAUGGAAGCAGCGCUACUACCUCGCCACUGUCUGCUGUAAAUGGCACAAAGCUUCCCAUCACCUACUCUUCAGAGUCAUUGAUGAUGGGUAACCAAGAAGUGAUGCAGAAUUUUAAGGACGGGAGACGAGAGGAUAACUGCAGAGUCGUCAACACUUCGGUAUCUCGAUUGGGUCUUCAGGAGGUUGAGGAAGUGAGAUCGGAAGCUUUGAUUUUCUUCAUCCGCCCGAAGCCAUCUUUCAGGAAGCUGGUGUUCAAGAUAAAACUACAGAGUAGAUUAGAUAUAUCAGACAAAUUCACAGAUGAGGCCGUAGACCUUCACGCCACUGAUCUGAAGCACUGUGACUCAGAGCCGUGGACCCGCGUUGAGGUGGAGUAUUACGAGAAGUCUUCACGAGGACCUAACUCUCAUGCACUCCGUGUGACUGUCGGGGAAACUACACUCUCACUCGUGACGAACUAUUGGUGGGUGCUGUACAGGUAUACUGGCUUUGUAAUCUACGCCGAAGGAGAGGCACAGCUCCUCUUUAACUGCCUGCCUAAGAAUCUUAAGGAGACUCUUCUCCAUGAACUGUCGUUUGAUGGAGUCUGGCUAAUGGCUAGCCUCUUUAUCACAGCGACUCUCUUGUUGCUGGUGCUCCUCGGCGUCUGGCUAUCUGUAAGGUUUCAUAGAAGGAACCAAACCGCACCACAACCUUCAUCAUCACCUGUUUACGAAGAGUUCAACGAAGAUGUUCUGGAGAAUAUCCGUCAGAAGGUCGAAGCUCUACGAAGUGCUAAGUCUCAGUGUGACUUAAGACAGGGAAGUGUCGUUCAUUAUCACCCGGGCAAUGAAAAUCCUUACGUGAUGGAGGUGAGGUUACAGAAGGAGAGUGUGCAAAGAACAACGUUUGAGGAGGAAGUAGAGGUGGGCAGACAUCUUUACCAGAACGUAUAUUCUGUGAGGCCAACACCAACUGCUAGGAACUUUGGGAAAACAUCGAGUCCUGAGAUCGAGUAUCAAAACCUCUUACCUCUUGUGAACUCCCUCCAAGUCGAUGGUUAUUCUACUGACAAAGGUUCACCUGAAACAGCUGUCGCAGAGAGACCUUACCAGGACUUGUACUCUCUCAUCAAAUCCCAGGAAGAAGCAGUAAAAGAAAAUCACACUGACUCAGCUGAAAUACUAAAAGUAGAGGAAGGACAAUCCCAGAAAAUGUCGACAUCUGUGACUUCUCAAGAAAAGGUCGCUGGUAGGGUCUCCACUGCGGAAAACAAAGAACUUCUUCAAAGAUGCAUUUCUAUUUCCCUGGGGAUUGAGGGACCGACAUAUUAUCCUUCAGAAGAUCAUGAGGCCCAUCAGCGACGAAGACACGACAGGGGCUUCUGAUGCACUGAACAUUGCAGAGGAAUGGCUCUCCUCUCUUGUAUUAAUUUCUGUGUUGCUAAUAUUGAACAACUUUUGCGAAUGACAGUCCAGGUGACUGUAUGUUUGUGUGUGUGUGUGUGUGUCCGCACGAGAAUCUCGGAAACUACUUUGCCGAUCUGUAGUGAUGAUGGAUGGUGUU
Molecule: messenger RNA, 1781 nt
Organism: Homarus americanus (American lobster)
Lineage: Eukaryota; Metazoa; Arthropoda; Malacostraca; Decapoda; Nephropidae
Exons: 2
Coding region: 140-1603 (487 amino acids)
Source: RefSeq, a predicted model, not a curated record